ACAUUCACCUGUAAUGUUGGUGUUUAACAUUCGCUUGCAAUAAGAUUUAGCGUUGGGUUUGUAAUAUUCGGAUGUAAUGUUGACUUGUAUCAUUUGCCUGUAACGUUGGUCUGUAACAUUCAUCUGCAACGUUGGCCUGUAACAUUAACCUGUAAUGUUGGUCUGUGACAUUCGCCUGUAACAUUCAGCUGUAAUAUUUGAAACAGAUUUAGUUAAUUAAGGACAGGGGAUACGUGACUGUAACUCUGUAAUCUUCAUUUAAGAUUAGAUAUUUGUUCGUCUGUGUAUGCAAUUAUUUUCUUCUUAAGGCAUAUUGUGACUCGAAGAGAUUUGCAUUCAGUUAGGAUAUAUUAAAAAAGAAAGGGAUUAGAAAAACAGAGUCAUGCGUAACCAUCAUGAAACAUGUCAUGCUCGAAUGUGGUUCACUGUAAUCCCUAACCGGCAACUGCAGCGGAAAUAUGAUUACGGCAGCACAGACUGAUAGUAAAGUGCCUUCGCUGGCUACGAUUUUUACCGCACAUUAAUAUCCCUGAUUUAGAUCAAAACCCCCACUUCAUAAACUCCUGAAAACACGGUCUCGUAUGUGGGAUAACAGUCUCGAUGAAUGAACCAGAUUAAGUACACUCGAGGAAAUCAUGAACAGAGCGAGACCAUUGCCUCGUGGACGGCGGGAGGGAGUGGUCGCUGUUGUCAGUCAGUGCGUUGACGUUGUGACACCCUGAACACAACGCACACUGCCUCCACCACAGGCCACCGGUGGAAACCUGCCACUUUGCUCUGACAACGGCUGAUCCUGAUAAAGUGAUCUGUACAAGUUUUAUUUAUUUAUUUUUUUUAGAUUAACUGUGCUGAGUUACGUGAGUGCUGGACGGCGCGCGAUGAUACAUAUAUAUUUUUUUCUUUAAUGUUGAUUUUUUUGAGUGUAAAGAAACAAAAUUUGGGAUUGUGGUGUUUAAUAAGAGAAAGAGGAGUGUGGAAGGCGUUUCAGGAUAAAUGUGUGAGUAACUAGCGAGUGCUGAUAGAGUGCGUGUGUCCCUUUUGUUGAUAAUUUUCUCAAGAGUAACGCAUCUUUAUAAGCGACGUGAACGAACCAAAUUUAAUUCGACUCUCGAGUUUUGAAAGAGAAACAAAGAAAGAAAGAGAAAAAAAAUAUAUAUAUCAUAAUGAAAAGACGAUAAGAGAGAAACAAAACAAAAAAAGAAAAAAAAGAGAAAAACAAGGAAGAAAAAGUGUACCUACUCCUUCAAAAAAAUAAAGUAGAAAACCCAUUCAGAAUUCGAGAGAAAAAAAAAUCCUCUUUCUCUCUCUGUCUCUCCAUUUUUAUUAUUAUUUUUUUUUAUUUUGAUUUUCUCGAAGGAUGGAGUCAGAUGAAUCCUCAGAACCUAAGUCACCUACGACACCUAAGUCACCUAAGUCACCUAAGUCACCUACGACACCUACGACACCUACGACACCUGAUGAAGUCAAAUUCAAGAGUAUGUUACAAGUUCUCUUGAAGACGAAACAGGAUGACGAACUCUUGAAGAAUAUUGAAUUCAAGGAGAAACUCGAAAUGGAAGAGGACGAGGAAAAGGAGGAGGAGGAGGACGGACGAAAGAAGGAGAAACCGAGAGAGAAGGAGGAGCAGGAAGACGAAAGAGGUGCGAAGGGGAAGGAGAAGAAGGAGAGAGACCAAGGGGAGGAUGGAAGGAAUAACGAAGAUAAGGGGAAAAUAAAAGCGAGAGAAAAGCGGAGUAAGGACGAGAAAGAAACAAGUGAAAAUAAGAAAACGAAAGAGACAAAAAUCAAGGAGAAACACAAAGAUAAAGAAGCCAACAAGAGCAAGGAAGAAAACAAGAAUAAGGAAAAUAAAGAAAAGGAAGCAGUCGAGAAAAGAGAAAAGAAAGAGAAGAAGGAAAACAAAGAAGUAAAAGAAAAGGAAGAGAAAGAGACAGAAUCAAACAAUAACAAAGAAAACAAAGGCAAGGGAAAAGACAAAAAGAAACAGAACGAAGAAGAGGAAGAGAAGAAAUCGAAGAAAGGAGACACAGAAAUCGAAGCCAAAGAAAGAGAGAAGAAAACAGACCAGAAAAAGAACGACGAAGCGAAGGAAAGCAAAGAAGAACUAAAGGAAAAGGAUAAAGCAAAGAAGAGAGAAGACGAGACGAGAGAAAAGGACACGAAGAAGAAAGAAGACAAACCAAAAGAAAAGAAAGUCGAAGAGAAAAUCGACGAAAAACCGAAAGAAAAGAAAAACGAAGAAAAGACGAAAGAAAAGAAACACGACGAAAAACCGAAGGAAAAGAAAAACGAAGAAAAGACGAAAGAAAAGAAAAUCGACGAAAAGACGAAAGAGAAGAAAAACGAAGAAAAGACGAAAGAAAACGAAGAGAAACGAAAAGAAGGAAAACCAGCGGAGAAACGAGAGGUCAACGUACCGAGGAUUGAAGUCGACGAGGUCACUUCGGGUCAAGAGACAGACGCAGCAGUUCAAGGUCGACCUUCAUCCUCCAGCUCGUCCUCCACCGCCUCGCCCGCCCGCUCGACCUCGACCUUGGCGCCGCAUCCGAGCUCAUCCUCGACCAAGGCCAAGGGCGAGGAGGGGGGGAGGGCGGAGGAGAAAGUGAUGGGGAUUUUAUACAAGAAAGGAAAGGGUCCCUUCGGCUCCUGGAAGCGCUACUACUUCGUCCUCAAGGGACAGCUCCUCAUGUACUACUACUCGGAGCAUGACUACAAGGAGCUGUCGAGUUUCAAAGGCUCGCUCGAUCUCACGAUGCUGGAGGAAGUGAGAGAGAAGAAGAAGGGGUUCAUGAAGUCGCACUUCCCUUUCGCCCUCGGCAGGAGGAACCUCAAGCACAUUGUGCUGGCGGCCGAGACGAGCGAGGAGAGAGACCAGUGGAUGUCGGUCCUGAGAAGCUCGCUCUUGAGACCAACGGGCGGGUCUGUGAAUCGCUCGGACUCGAACAUACCUGCUCCUCGGGAGGGGGACUCUUUGCAGGAGAAAAGCGCGACUUUGCCCGCGCGAGCCAAGAACUCGCCCGCAUCCUCGUCCUUGAGUGAGUCUGAGGACGAGGCCAAGAAAGACGAGGGCAAGAAGAACGAGUCCAAGAAGCACGAGACCAAGGAGAAGGAAGCCAAGGAGGAGGAAGCCAAGGAGGAGGAGGCGAAGGAGGACGAGGAGCCCAAGCUCAUUCAGCCCAAGAAGGUGCAGCGGAUCCCCAUGAGCCCGAUGGGGCAGAUCAAAAUCGACGCCGUGAAGCUGAGGAAGGUCGACAGGAAGCCCCUCGAGGACAAGGCGGACCGGGACAAGGUCGAAGGAGAAGCCGCGCCGGAGGAACUCGACCCUGAGACCAAAUUCGGGGUGAAGCUGAAGAAGCACCAUCUGCCGGUCACGUCGGCGACUCGAGGGGACGUCGGGGAGGCGAAGGAGGCGAAGGAGGAGGCGCAGGGGACGAAGGAGGCGAAGGAGGAGGCGCAGGGGACGAAGGAGACGAAGGAGACGUCCCUAACGCCGAGCUCGAAGCGUCCUAAUAAGAAUCCGAUCAUUCCCCUGGGCAAGAGUCCUCUGCUGAGCCGCCCCGAAGGCGAGCUCCUGAAGACGUCCUCGCCGGAGACCCAGAGGAGGGGAGGGACGCCCGAGAGGAAGAAGUCCCCCUCGCCGAGCAUCCCGCUCUCCAGGGGCGUCCAUUCCGUGCUGGCCAAGUCGGGCGAAGAGGGCGACGAAAGGGACGAGCGAGAGGACCGCGAAGGGAGAGAGGAAGGGGAAGAGAAGCGAGCAGAUGGCGUCGACGCGCGGGGAGAGGUAAGCAGGGAGAAAAGCGCGACUUUGCCCGCGCGAGCCAAGAACUCGCCCGCAUCCUCGUCCUUGAGUGAGUCUGAGGACGAGGCCAAGAAAGACGAGGGCAAGAAGAACGAGUCCAAGAAGCACGAGACCAAGGAGAAGGAAGCCAAGGAGGAGGAAGCCAAGGAGGAGGAGGCGAAGGAGGACGAGGAGCCCAAGCUCAUUCAGCCCAAGAAGGUGCAGCGGAUCCCCAUGAGCCCGAUGGGGCAGAUCAAAAUCGACGCCGUGAAGCUGAGGAAGGUCGACAGGAAGCCCCUCGAGGACAAGGCGGACCGGGACAAGGUCGAAGGAGACGCCGCGCCGGAGGAACUCGACCCUGAGACCAAAUUCGGGGUGAAGCUGAAGAAGCACCAUCUGCCGGUCACGUCGGCGACUCGAGGGGACGUCGGGGAGGCGAAGGAGGCGAAGGAGGAGCCGCAGGGGACGAAGGAGGCGAAGGAGGAGGCGCAGGGGACGAAGGAGGCGAAGGAGACGUCCCUAACUCCGAGCUCGAAGCGUCCUAAUAAGAAUCCGAUCAUUCCCCUGGGCAAGAGUCCUCUGCUGAGCCGCCCCGAAGGCGAGCUCCUGAAGACGUCCUCGCCGGAGACCCAGAGGAGGGGAGGGACGCCCGAGAGGAAGAAGUCCCCCUCGCCGAGCAUCCCGCUCUCCAGGGGCGUCCAUUCCGUGCUGGCCAAGUCGGGCGAAGAGGGCGACGAAAGGGACGAGCGAGAGGACCGCGAAGGGAGAGAGGAAGGGGAAGAGAAGCGAGCAGAUGGCGUCGACGCGCGGGGAGAGAAGAAUGCGACAACGAAACCCAGCAGAUCGCCCUCACCUUCGUCGUCGAGCGAAUCCGAGAAGGAGGACAAGGAGGAGAAGGAGGAGAAGGAGGAAAAGAAGGAGAAGGAGAAGGAGGAGAACAAAGAGAAGAAGGACCAAGAGAAGGAGAAGGAGGACAAGGAACAGAAGGCACGGGGAAUCUCCGUCAGUCCCGAGGUCCCGAUGAAGCCCAAGAAGACAGAGCGUCAGGCCUCGAAGGAUGCAGGAGGCCGGGAGGACAGAAGCGAGGAGGAGGACACGCCAAAGGCGCUCGACCGCGAUGCGAAAUCCGAGGAGAGGACGCCGGGGGACUCUGGGCGGGUGAGUGGCAGCGCGUCUCCGGAGGCGAAGGAGGACAGCCCGAGCUCCCUCAGCUCGGCCUCGAGGGACCAGGACCUGUCCUCGCAAGGCUCCCUUUCGAGACAGGGAUCGGAGGGGGAAUUCCUGCAGGUCUCGGUGACGCUCAAGGAGAGCGCGGGGGACGAGUCUGAGUACGACCAGCUGGACGAAGAUGUUUUGCGAAGCGUGAAGCCAAAUGGGAAAGCUUCGGAAGCCUCCCCGAAGCCUCCUUCCCCGCGCCACACGCCCUCCUCAUCCGAAACUUCGUCCCCGGCUUCGAUCAGAACUCUGGAGGAAAACGAGAAGCCAAGGCUGCCGAAGCAAGGCAGCUGCAGCGCUGGAGCCACGCCCCCGAGAAGCCCCUUCAGGCGCAGGAGCAACACCAACGAUAGUUCCGGGUCGUGCAAGAGCGAGCCUGAGACGCCGGAGAAAAAGUCGGGCAAGUUGAAGGCCCUCUUUACGCGCGGUCGGUCCGGGAGUCUGGACGUGGGGCGCCCCGAUUGCGGGAAGGGGGACUACGAGGUCAAGGGCAAGAACAGCAGCGCCUUCUCCAAGUUCCUGCAGAAGAAACUGUCCAAAGAGAAGAUCAAAAAGGAGAUAGAAGGUUCGUCUCCUGAGAUGAGAAAGAAUUCGGAGACGGCCAAGGACGCCGCGCCCGCCGAGCCAGUGACUCCUCGGGAAGCGCGAGAAGCGGGCGCCCCUUCGACGCCGAAGGAAGCGAUACCCACGGUGAACGUCGUGCCCAUCCUGCCGGAGGAGAGCGAGGGCCCCGAGGAAGCGGAGGUGGCGGUCACCCUGCGCUCCGGCUUCCAGGCGAGCGGCGAGUCGCGGGGCAGUACCUACAGCCGCUCCUCCAACGCCUCCAGAGAGCAGGAUCCGCCGCCGACGGUGCCAGAGAAGACCAGAAUCCGAGAGAAGUCCCCCGUGCACGACAUCCCGCGCUCCAACAGGCCCGUGCCCGCGGCGCCCUCGACCCCGAAGGAGGAGCCCAGGGCCGUGGAGGGCAAGGUCGUGGACGGCAACAUUUCCCUGGAGCAGAUCAACGCGAUCCUCAGCGCCAAGGAGAGCAAGAAGCGCCAGUCCCGCGAGCGAGAGGGCUCCGUGGAGGGCGACGCGGCCAAGGGCCUGAGCGCCCGCAGGCCCUCCUCCAUCUCCACCACGAGCGUCGAGAGUGACGAUCCUCUCCCCAAGACCAACUUUAUUGACUGUGAUAUUUCCUCCUCGAGCUCGGGGAGUCUCAAGGACCAGGUGAGGAGCCGCGACUCAGUGGGCUCCGGCGACCAUGUGCGCCUGUCAGUCGACCUCGAGUCGGCGGCCGACGCGGAGGCGUCCGUCACUCUCCGCAAACCGAAGCUGACGGACAGCCUCACAGCCGGGCCGAGGGUGAGCCUCACGCAGCCCGAAUUCACGGUCGUCGAGGAGGACGCGGCCGCCGCUUCCCCAGAGACGGAGCGCCAGACUCGGGGCGCCUCUCCGGACGACCGGCGAAGCGAAAGCGACGUCGACGACGACGGCGACGACGAAGACGAGGAGGCGGAGCAGAGCGACUACUUCCCCGGUGUCGGCGCGGAGGUGCGGCCGCCCUCGCCGACUAGCCUGAAGCUGCCCGACUCGCCGACGCUGAACAUCACCCGCCUCAAGGCCUUCUUGGGAGAGAUGGAGAAGGAGGACGCCAAUCCGCCCAGCUUGAGGACGGGCAUCAGCCGCCUGGGCCACAGCGCCGCCGUCGAGAAACUCAAGGAGGAAAUCACCGAGGAGCCGCGAGACUGAGGACGAGCGUGGCUGAAGGUUUAUUAAUAUUUCACAAGCGAGAACAUCCGCGUCCAAGGGGCUUCUCGGACCAACUGCCCGGAGAAGCGCUCAAUAAAUAUCUUGUUAAUCCAAAUUCUCAUCUCUAACACAAACAUCGAUAUCUUCAUUAAUUCACUCUAAUCUCAAACUUGAUGUGCAUCAAAGUGAACAUAAUGCUAAUGUUUACAAAUGGAAGUUUAAACCCACAAAACAUUUAGCAAACGCAUUUUCGGGCAAUUGGUCUGAGAACACUGAACACGCAGGCCUUGAUAUAACACGUGAUCGCAGAGUGAAGGAAAGUCCUUCGUUCUCUUAUUCUCUUGUCCGUUUGUUCUCCUGUUCUCCUGUUCUCCUGUUCUCCUAUUCUCGUGUUCUCCUGUUCUCCUGCUCUCCUAUUCUCCUGUUCUCUUAUUCUCUUUUUCGCUUAUCCUCCUGUUCUCUUGUUCUCUUGUUCUCUUGUUCACGGUUUCCUUCGGAAGGCAAAAAUGGCGGAAGGUAACGAAGAUGUCGACGGUUUUCUUCAAGGUAUUGUUUUUGAUUGCUUUAUGAUGGAGGUGGCCGAUAAGAGGCCAAUGCGUUCACUUAAUUUCGUCAUUGUAAAAAGAAACUAUUUUCUAUUUCCUUAUUUAUGUUUGUUUGUCUAUCUAUCUCUUAUUUAUCGGUCUGUAUGUCUCUGUCUCUUUGUCUGUCUGUCCUCUCUCUCUAACUCUCUCUCUCUCUCUCUCUCUCUCUCUCUCUCUCUCUCUCUCUCUCUCUCUCUCUCUCUCUCUCUCUCUCUCUCUCUCUCUCUCUCUCUCUCUCUCGUCUUCUGUGUGUCUGUCAUAUCCUCUUGUUUUUUGUAAAUUUGAUUUAUUUAAUAAACAAUCGGUGCUUAAAUUCUUCCAUGAUCACAAUUUUCGUGCCAAAUUCAGAUUUAAUUGUAUAGUCGUUUUUUUUCAUUUAUGUAGCUGUAUUUAUAUCUAUAAGUCCUAUGAAUCUCUCUAAAAACAAAUGACAAUCGCCUGAAUGGAGAUUUAGAUUCCGUAUUUUCUGUAGCUCUCUAAUGUACUUGCUCAUGAUGAUGAUGUGUAUACUGUAUAUUUAACAAAACAAUUACCAAUGAAUUGUGAUACUGA
Molecule: messenger RNA, 7860 nt
Organism: Penaeus indicus
Lineage: Eukaryota; Metazoa; Arthropoda; Malacostraca; Decapoda; Penaeidae
Product: myb-like protein X
Exons: 6
Coding region: 1358-6724 (1788 amino acids)
Source: RefSeq, a predicted model, not a curated record